AAGGAUGCAUUCACUGACAUUUAUCAUAUGAGUAUGGCUGUUGAAUUUCCCAUUGCAUUAUAUGAAGGUCCUUGGUGCAUGGCCCUAGGAUUGGCUGCUAUGAGUCUAAACUACCACCAUCAUUGCAGAGUCACCUGGUACCUUUGAAUAAAUUGAAUCUCGCCAUUCCCUCCACCCAGACCUCUAUCAUUUUUCAAUUACCCAGUUCAAAAUAAGUUCCAGAUUCCCAGUUAGAAUCUGUUGCACUUUGAGGGUUUGGGUAGUGCAGGUUAGACAUAUGGUUGCCCCACAAGAGAAAAACAAGCAACAAUAUACAUAUUAUUUUGCACCAGAACAUCAAUGUAUUGCCUCCUUCAAAAGCAACAGAUAUAGGUUAAUUACAUGCAGUGAUCUAUAUGCAGAAUUUCCAUUUUAAAUCGUGUUAACCCCCUGUGUAUUCUAGGAAAUGCACAACAGGAGUUCCUAAAGCUAGAGGGCAAAUCUAAUAGAACUAAAACUGAACCAAAUGCAAGCUUAUAAACAAGUGCAGCAUCCUAUUGAUUUGGCUUAGAGAUUGAACAAAUGUUUACACAUGUCUGCAGGUCAAUUUGGGUGGAGUAGUGAAUAAAAACUUAGCUGUCUUUGACAUCUGCAUCCUGAAAAUAAACUAAAAGAUCAGAUAAAACAAAAAAGAACUACAGAGAUUUUGUCAGUUAAAUAACUAAUGGGAGGAAAAGAAUGUAUUAAGAUCGCCAUCAUCAAUGAUGGCAUAACCAACAUAAAUUCAAAAGACAAGGCUGAAAUAUAACAAUCACCACACAGAAAUUCUCAAAUGAUUACUAUUCACUGUCUAUACAGUUAACUUCAAUCUCUCCACGUGUAAAAGAAUAAGCUGAGCAUCUAUUUUAAAUACAAUAAUUCCCAUCAUCAAAAAAGCCAUGACAGUCACGUGUUGGAAGCUCCCCAAUUGUUUAUAUGAGUGCAGUUCGAGAAACUCAGUCCAUCUAAGCUAAUUCAACUCAGUCCACCCAAUACAACUCAUAAAAUUCACAAUUUCCAUUAAUUGAAGGUUAAGGGCAUCAGGAAGAUGGAAAUGCCAUUACUUCCAAGUUCCCCUUCAAGUUGUACAUCAUCCUAAUUUGGACCACAAUUGCUUCAAUGUGUGAGCAAAAUCCUGAAAUUGUCUGAUAGAAAUGCUGUGGCCCGGUUACCAGUUGCAAUUCACUUAAGGAUUGUGAAACCUUGCUAGCUGGCUUCCGUAUCUGAAAUUUUUUUUAAGUGCCGUUUGUUCCAACUUUAAAUACUCCAAUAUAGCAAUUUAGCAGUGUGAAUUUUAAUAACUUGUCCAUCUAUGCCAACUUCAGUCCUUCAAUUUAUGGUAAUCUGAACAUCUCAAUGGGUUACUGCCAAGACCAGCAGCCCUUCGUAAUCAACCCAAAACAAUGUCUACAACAGAUACUCUGGUCAGAUUCAGUGAACACUGGGAGUUAUAUUUAACAGGAGAUGUUUAUUACCAGAAUUAAUGAAGAACAAUUAAUUGCUGUUCUGUUGUUUAAUUGUCCUAAGUGUUCCAAAUCUUGAUGUCACAGUGUUAUAUGGUUAUGUCAGAUGAACUGCAAAGUACAGCUAAAAUUGAAGAGAUAACAUUAUAAUAUUAUGUGAUGUCACAAUUGCCUAAAGCAUUUGUAACUGAUGCCAUAUAAUACAUCACUUUGUGUCACCUGUGGUGUUUGGGGACCUUAAAGUACAGCCAACACCACUGCCACCAUGGAACAAUGCAUGUUUUAUUUUAUCUUGUUUUCCAUUCUCAUUACUUUGCCUUCAGGUUGGACAGAAACUGAGAAUGCAACAACCAAUCUUCCACCUACAUCUGCUGCAGUGGAAAUAAUUAUCAAUGAACUUCCUACUUCAUCAGUUACCACUUCUGCUACAGUUACUUCUUUCGCUUCCAUUCGUUCUUUGUCCCCAAAUACCACUAAGUCUGUGGCCGUUACUGAUAGGAAGUACAGAUCUGACAAACCGGUUCCAAGAAUGAAUAAAGAUCUAACUGAAGAUUGUGACUGCUCGUUUAUGGUGACGGAGGGGAAUGAGAGAGCUGUUGUAGCAGUACUUGGUCUGCUCUCUCUGCUCUGCAUCAUUACCACUGUUGCAGGAAUUGUGCUUCUCUUAUACCCACGUCUUCUCCACAACUGCCUUCAAAAGCUAUUUUGCAGUUCUGUGCCUAUUGAUGACACAAUGUAUUCAGACACCGAUGGAGUAACUGACUUCUGUCACAUUUACAGUUCUGGGCCUCCUGACGAAUAUCCAUUUGAAGAAAAAGAUAAUGGAGACACCAGCACAGCAAUGCAUAGGCCAGGGUCGGAUGAACAAACUUGGCCUGAUCAAGAAUACUACAGACAGAGACAUAACAUUGAUAACAGGAAGGAGAACAGAUCACAGUCUCCUUCUCGAAAUAGCAGAACCUUUGAGCCAUCUGAUACAUCGAUCAAAAUGUCUCCUCGAAAUAGCAGAACCUUUGAGCCACUUGAUACAUCAAGCAACGUGCAUGUUUCCAGGCCAUUCACUCCUGGACCUCCUGAAGAAGGCUUGUUUGGCGGGCAGAAUAUUGAUUCAAAUGGUCUGCCAAUGUGUAGGGAUGUUCUGUCGCCCUCACAAUUCCCCAACCGAAUUUGGCUUGAUCAAGACAACUGCAGACAAAGUUAUGUAAUUGACACAAAUACGCAAGAUGACAGAUCACCAACGACACAGUCACCUAUAUUACGGUUGCCACCAAGUUCAAGUCCCAUGUCGAUUAAAAGGGAGUUAUCACCAUUGCAUGAUACGGUUCUGAGAAAGCCUUCACCUUUAAUGCUUGAUAAAAAUAUGAAGGAGUCUCCAUCUACUGAUAUGAUGAGAGCAUCUCCGUCUAGACGUAGUCCAACCUAUGGUUUUAGCUCGGAUGUACCUGUAUUACCAUUUUCUACAUCAUGUUUAAGUGCAAGUAGUAGGAUAUGUGCUAACUAUCAUCCUUUACAGAAACUACACCUUGAAGGCCCAGAGUAUUAUCCAGAUGCAGCUAGAUCAAGGAAUUUUCAAGGUGAAAGAUCAAGGAAUUAUCAACCAGUAGAAAGAUCAAGAACUGACAAUCAAUUUAAUCCACAGAGAAGUUUCCAGUCAGCACGAAUAUCAAGCCUUGGAACACAUAUUCUGAUCUGCCCAUUCUGUACAGUACUGUGCGAGUGCUGCAUUCUUGAAGAUGUCUCCUCUGGGGAAGAAAGUUCACACUAUGAAGAAGAUGAAACGGGGGAUUCCUGGUGGGCUGAUAAUGAGACUGAUGAAAGAUCCAGCCAUCACAUACUUCCGAGUGAUAUUCAUACACCUCCUGGACAAAGUAACUUGAACUUGAGCAGGAGAAUGUCUGGGGAUACAACCGGAAUAGGCAGUAGCCUAUCUCUCAUUGAUCAUGGACUUCAAAGUGACUACUCCAACAGAAUACAGAAUGAAUUGCAGCCUAUCAGUGCAAUGCAAGUGCCUUCACAACAUCAAAGUGACUACUCUAACAUCAGGCGGAGAGAUGCGCCGUCUCUUAGUGCGCCUUCACAAAUUCAAAGUGACUACAGGCGGAAAGAUUCGCUGCCUCUCAGUGAAAUGCAAGCGCCUUCACAACAUCAAAGUGAUUACUCUAGCAUCAGGCGGAGAGAUUCGCUGCCUCUCAGUGAAAUAAAAGCGCCUUCACAAAUUCAAAGUGACUACAGGCGAAAAGAUUCACUGCCGCUCAGUGAAAUGCUAGCGCCUUCACAACUUCAAAGUGACUACUCCAGCAGAAGGCAGCAACAAUCGCAGCCUCUCAGUGAAUUUCAAGCACCUUCACAACAUCAAGGUGAUUACCCUAGCAUCAGGCUGAGAGAUUCGCUACCUCCCAGUGAAAUAAAAGCGCCUUCAGAAUUUCAAAGUGACUACAGUAGGCGGAAAGAUUUUCUGCCUCUCAGUGCCUCUAGUCCUUCACCGUCUGGCAGAGAGAGGAAAUCAAGCCUGAAAAGUGUACCAGAGUUGAGUACAUCACACAUUUCUGAAAUGGUUACAGCCCCAGAAGAAUUUGAAGAAACGUAUGUUGAAGAAAGUGUUGAUGAAUUCUUUACUGCAAGAUCGUUCAAUGAUUUAUCUUUAAAUUAGAAUUUUGCAAAAACGAAGAAGUGGUAGACUACAACUGGCAGUGGCAAUCUGAGGUUUCAAGCAAAGAAUAAAUAGUUACAUUUCACCUCUGACAAUUUGCCUGCGUUUCUAUUCUGGUGAAGGCUCGUGUCGUUUUUCUUAGAUGGGGUUCUUCGCAGAUUUUGGAGCUAAUUUAUAAUAAUUCCACUUCAUUUGUAUUUAUUUCCAGUCCUCUUCCUAUUUCAGUAUCUGUAUUGUCCAGCACAAAUAUCACUUCUGUCAUUGGAACUCGAAAGAUGCUUGCUUGUGGUUUAACAAUGGUGACAAAGAUAAUAGUGGUUUUAAACUCAGGCUGAGGAAUUUCCAGACAUUACACUGAGCUCUGGUUGGUGUAUCCAAGAGCCUUUUGUGGUAAUCGGCAUAAUUGAAUAUAGAAUGUAAAAACAUCAGAAAACAACAAAGCAUGUGUGGUUACACAAGACUGUAGAUAGUGUCUACUAUCUGGAACAAAAACAAACUGCAGUAAGUCAGAAACAAGGCAGGUAGUAACAAUGGAGGCAGAGGUUGAUGUUUUGGAUCAGAUGGAGACGGUGGCUGGUGAGUGAUUGGUAUAGACAGAUAAUGAGGG
Messenger RNA from Leucoraja erinaceus (little skate), 4738 nucleotides. RefSeq lists its product as uncharacterized. NCBI's taxonomy places the organism in Eukaryota, Metazoa, Chordata, Chondrichthyes, Rajiformes, Rajidae. The transcript has 40 exons. The record is from RefSeq and is a predicted model, not a curated record. Bases 1747 to 4131 code for a protein of 794 amino acids.